Molecule: messenger RNA, 1196 nt
Organism: Syngnathus typhle (broad-nosed pipefish)
Lineage: Eukaryota; Metazoa; Chordata; Actinopteri; Syngnathiformes; Syngnathidae
Gene: cbln4
Product: cerebellin 4 precursor
Exons: 3
Coding region: 207-782 (191 amino acids)
Molecular function (GO): protein binding
Source: RefSeq, a predicted model, not a curated record
CAUCAAGGAAUCGCAGAGUUUUGAUUUGCGCACGCAUACGCACCAACUUUACUCAUUUGCUUGCUUUAUUUGAAUGACACGCUCAGACGUUUUUCGAGCUGGGAAUUUGGACUCAACAAGGAUGCCGUGCGCGAUGAGGGUGUCUCUAGUGUACGCGGCGCAUGUGCGGAGCCGCUAGUGGACAACUCGCGGGGUAACUCGCGGAGAUGCGGUUGUUGGGCUGGAGCGUGCUGUGGGUUCUGGCUGCGACGUUGCAAGCCCAGAACGACACGGAGCCCAUCGUGCUGGAGGGCAAGUGUCUGGUGGUCUGUGAUUCCAACCCGGCUGCCGACUGGCGGGCGUCCAACUCGCCACUCGGCAUCUCGGUGCGCGCCGCCAACUCCAAGGUGGCUUUCUCGGCGGUGCGGAGCAACAACCAUGAACCCUCCGAGAUGAGCAACAAGACCAGGAUCAUCUACUUCGACCAGGUUCUGGUAAAUAUUGGAAACUUCUUCACAUUUGAGUCUGUGUUUUUGUCCCCAAGAAAAGGAGUCUACAGUUUCAACUUCCAUGUCAUUAAAGUGUACCAGAGCCAGACCAUACAGGUGAACCUAAUGUUAAACGGGAGGCCCGUCAUUUCAGCGUUUGCGGGGGACAAGGACGUAACUCGCGAGGCCGCCACGAAUGGAGUUCUGCUCUAUCUGGAAAAGGAGGACAAAGUCUACCUGAAAUUGGAGAAGGGCAACCUGGUCGGCGGAUGGCAGUACUCGACAUUUUCCGGCUUUCUCGUCUUUCCUCUGUGAAUAAUAAGAAAACCACAACGGUUUGUAAAGUGACCGACUUCUCUUUCGUGAUGUGUCGUCGCUGCAUAAAUAAAAACAUGACUGCCAAAGCAGCAUCACAAAACUGGGUUUUGAAGAUGCUUUGUUUAGCGUGAUCCUGUCAAUCAAGAUGCUCCCAGAGAGAAGCCUUCCACACCCUGCAAGCGCUUUGUUGUCAUGACAACUGUUGCUCAGGUGUGUCUGCCUUUUUGCUAACUGAGCUCUUUAGUUUGUCGCUAAAACCCAUUUGAUAUGACAUCUGCUUUAAACGUAGCUAACCUCCCAAACAUACCCUCAAUUAAAAAAAAAUACAUGUCCGUUAUAUGACAACGAUGAAAACAGCUUUUUAUUUUUCUAUAUGCUGUAUAUGUGAUAUAUUAAAAUGAAUGUCCAUAG